Loa loa (African eye worm) is the source of this 198-nucleotide messenger RNA. RefSeq lists its product as hypothetical. Bases 1 to 198 code for a protein of 65 amino acids. The transcript has 2 exons. NCBI's taxonomy places the organism in Eukaryota, Metazoa, Nematoda, Chromadorea, Rhabditida, Onchocercidae. The record is from RefSeq and is a predicted model, not a curated record.
AUGUGGUCAAUUCACUUGAAUGCUACACGGGUUUCUCCAUCAUUCGUGGCCAAACAGUUGGUACAACCAAAGAACUUAACAGAAACAAAUGCAUCGAACGAAACUUAUUCGGUAGCAAAACAAUAUUCUGCUGCUGCGAUGAUCGAGAUUUGUGCAAUGCUGCCUCGACGUCUUUUGCAAUCAUUAUCUCCGUUGUAG